Messenger RNA from Dama dama (fallow deer), 1746 nucleotides. It is a transcript of the gene MRPS18A, whose product is annotated as mitochondrial ribosomal protein S18A. Gene Ontology annotation, molecular function: structural constituent of ribosome; small ribosomal subunit rRNA binding. The record is from RefSeq and is a predicted model, not a curated record. Gene Ontology annotation, biological process: mitochondrial translation. The coding region runs from base 30 to 620 and encodes 196 amino acids. Gene Ontology annotation, cellular component: mitochondrial small ribosomal subunit; ribosome. The transcript has 6 exons. Lineage: Eukaryota; Metazoa; Chordata; Mammalia; Artiodactyla; Cervidae.
UGCACAAGAGGUCAGCGAUAGUUUUCAAAAUGGCGGCCUUCAAUGUGCUGUUGUCCGGCUGCGGACGGUUUCUCAGAGGGCUGCUGACAGGCCCGACCGUGACCAACUGGGCUAGGCCACCAGCCCGCGCGUUUAGGGAAGUGGUGGAGAUCCAAGAAGGGAAGACGACUAUAAUUGAAGGCCGAAUCACAGGGACUCCCAAGGAAAGUCCAAAUCCCCCCAACCCCUCUGGCCAAUGCCCCAUCUGCCGCUGGAACCUGAAGCACAGGUAUAGCUAUGAGGAUGUUCUGUUGCUCAGUCAGUUCAUCCGGCCACAUGGGGGCAUGCUGCCCCGGAGGAUCACCGGGCUGUGCCAGGAAGAGCACCGCAGGAUUGAGGAGUGUGUGAAGAUGGCCCACCGAGCAGGUCUGCUCCCAAAUCACAGGCCCAAGCUUCCUGAAGGAUUUGUUCCAAAGACCAGACCACGACUCAACAGGUACCUGACCCGCUGGUCUCCCCGCUCUGUCAAGCCCAUCUACAACAAGGGCCACCGCUGGAACAAGGUGCGCAUGGCCGUGGGGUCCCCCCUCCUGAAGGACAACGUCUCCUACACGGGCAGUCCUCUGGUGCUGUAUCACUGACGGAGCGCAAGGCCUCCUGAGACCUGGGCUCAUCCUGCACUCCCGCCCCAUCCCACCAGGGCAGCCCGGCUCCUCCCGGGCAGACGGCACGGGGCGCGGCAGGGCCUCUGCAGUGCCUGGGACCCGCACCACCGUGGUGCUGGCAGCUGGGGGCGGACAGCUGUGGUAUCUGACCCUGUGCAGCUGCGGUGGUCUCACGACUGGCCGGGGCUCAGGGCUGGGGCACCGGCCGUCUAUCCCAAGGACUAUUAUAAACCAGGCUUGUGCUCACCCGCUGGGUGUGUGCUCACUGCUGGGGAAGUGCGGGGGGCUCAGCCUGUUUCCGGCCAGUCACUGCGCAUUGAGUUGCUGGUCUGGGGUGGUGGGCCACGUGGGGCACUGCGCGGAGCUCACGGCCGCACAGGCUCCCUUCCUUUCUGUUGACAGCCGCUGGCUCUUUGUUCCGCUGCCCGGCCUGCGUGCAGCGCUUCCAAGUCCAGGAAGCUGCCCUCCUCAGAGGCCUGGCCGUCACCUUCUCCCCCGUGCCGUCUCCUCCCACCGUCCUCUCUCGUUAGCACAUUCCAGCCCUCUGCCACUUGCUCUAUUUAGAGCUGGGCCUCUCCUCAGCCUGGACGCCAGAUGGAGGUGGAGGUGGGGGAAGCAGCACAGAACAGACCGACCAGAUUCACCGCCUUUAUGAAAAUACUAUUCAGGCUCUGCACACCCUCCGGGCGGCCCGCCUACAGCAUGAAGGGCAGGUCUAGGUUCUUCUCGCCGGUGCCCACGUAGAUGUAGCCAUAGUUCUUGGUGCGAGGAGCAUGGUAGAAGGUGAGGCCGGGCCAGAGCAGGCUGCGCAGCACCACCAGGGCAUUGCCCCUCUCCAUCUGGACACUCCAGGACCCUGGGGGUUGGGGAAGAGGCAGCAGAGGGCAAGGCCUGGGCAUCGUGGAGGCAGAGCCCAGCCCGGGGUGCAGAAACCCCAGUUCCAGGCAGCCAGGCCUGAGCAUUAAGGUUCCACUGGGAAAGAGGAAGACAAUUUAAUUAUCCCGGCCCUUUACUCCUCCUGAUUGCCUUUGAGCCAUUUCACUGCUCAUUAAAGCCACUUCCAGAGGAAGGGUGAAGGAAAUGAAAAGAGGUGGAACUCAAA